CUGCCACCAAGUGGCAGUUGAAAGACGUUCCAUUACGCUUAGUCCCUAUCUCGGUAACUCUAUUUACUCUCCACACUUCCCAGACCGGCGGGCGAAGUACUGCGAGCUACCAUAAUAAAGCAAAGCGACUUGUGUGGUCGCCAUGUUCAACGUCAAGACGCGCGACCACCUGCGCCGGAUUGAAACCGGGAAACUCUCGAGUCCGCCCAACGGCAAUACCAGUAGCACCAGCGCCAGCGGCUACGUCGCCAACCCCGACGACAUGGACGACGACGGUGAGCGCAGACCUCUUCUAGUGCACCAGCACCACACCCACUCCACCCUGCGGCCCGAGCCUGGCUUCUGGCGCCACCUCCUCUUCAACCGCCAGAGCAGCCCCGGAAUCCACCACGCGAACCCCCUGGUGCGCUGGCCGGCCCGGGCAUGGAACGUGACCAAGGUUACGUUGUUUAGCUCCUGGAUCAAUGUCCUCCUAGUCUUCGUGCCGCUCGGCAUCGUCGCCGGCAUGCAGGAAUGGAGCGCCCCCUCGGUUUUCACCCUCAACUUCUUCGCCAUCAUCCCGCUGGCUGCCGUCCUCUCGUUUGCCACCGAGGAGAUUGCAGCCCGCCUGGGCGAGACGCUCGGCGGCCUGGUGAACGCGACCUUCGGCAACGCCGUCGAGCUGAUCGUUAGCAUCGUCGCGCUGCGCGCCGGCGAGAUCGAGGUCGUGCAGGCGUCCAUGCUGGGGUCCAUCCUGUCCAACCUGCUCCUCGUUCUCGGCAUGUGCUUCUUCCUCGGCGGCAUCAACAACAUGCGCGACCGCAACGGCAACGGCAUAGAACAGAGCUUCGCCCAGGGCACCGCCCAGACGACCUGCUCGCUCAUGGCCCUCGCCUCGGCCUCCAUGAUCCUCCCCGCCGCGCUCUACGGCGUCCUCGACCGCGCCGACCAAGAGAACAAGGAGGCCAGCAUUCUGAUUCUAUCGCGCGGCACCGCCUUGGUUCUGCUGUCACUUUACUGCCUCUACCUCGUCUUCGCCCUGCGGACGCAUAAGCAGUUGUUUGAGCCCGAGACGCAGAACGCCUCGGCCGACGGCAACGAGGCGGAACACGAGCCCCUUCUGAGCCCCUGGGCAGCCGCCCUCGUGCUGGUGGCCGUGACCCUUAUCAUCUCGGUUUGCGCCGACCACAUGGUGAACAGCAUCGACGCGUUGGUCGCGACGGGCAAGAUCAGCAAGUCCUUCAUCGGCCUGAUCCUGAUCCCCAUCGUCGGCAACGCCGCCGAGCACGUCACGGCCUGCGUGGUGGCCAUCAAAGACAAGAUGGAUCUGGCGAUGGGCGUGGCUAUCGGCUCGAGCAUCCAGAUCGCCCUGCUCGUCACGCCCGCGCUGGUCAUGCUCGGCUGGGCUAUCGGUCAGCCCAUGACGCUGCAUUUCGAGACGUUCCAAACCAUUGCAUUCGCGCUGUCUGUCCUCGUCGUAACCUACACCGUCCAAGACGGCAAGUCCAACUACCUCGAGGGCGCAAUGCUCUUGGGCCUCUACAUGAUCAUCGCCCUCGCCUUCUUGGCUAGCCCGACGGAUGCCCUCCACAAGCUUUCUUCUUCGCUUUCGCUUCCUUGGCAGUGACACAUCGUCCAUUCGCGAUGUCCAUUCCCGCUACCAUUACCGCCAUCAUCAUCAUCAUCAUCAUCAUUACCAGCGGGCUAACUUCCUACGGCCCGAUCUGGAUUGAAUAUA
Molecule: messenger RNA, 1717 nt
Organism: Thermothielavioides terrestris NRRL 8126
Lineage: Eukaryota; Fungi; Ascomycota; Sordariomycetes; Sordariales; Chaetomiaceae
Exons: 5
Coding region: 143-1606 (487 amino acids)
Biological process (GO): calcium ion transmembrane transport; intracellular calcium ion homeostasis
Cellular component (GO): fungal-type vacuole membrane
Molecular function (GO): calcium:proton antiporter activity
Source: RefSeq, a predicted model, not a curated record